Messenger RNA from Spirodela intermedia, 837 nucleotides. The record is from the annotation of a GenBank genome assembly. Lineage: Eukaryota; Viridiplantae; Streptophyta; Magnoliopsida; Alismatales; Araceae.
AUGAGCGGCGGGAGCAGCAGCAACAGCCCCUCGCCCGCGGCGCCGGCGGAGGGCGGUGGCGCCCUAGCGCCGGGGUUCCGCUUCCACCCGACGGACGAGGAGCUGGUGGGUUACUACCUGAAGCGGAAGGUCCUGGGGCGGCCCUUCCGCGUGGACGCCAUCUCGGAGAUCGACCUCUACAAGACGGAGCCGUGGGACCUCCCCGGGAAGUCGCGCAUACAGAGCCGCGACACCGAGUGGUACUUCUUCAGCGCGCUGGACAGGAAGUACGCCAACCGCUCGCGCACCAACCGCGCCACCGGCGCCGGCUACUGGAAGACCACCGGCAAGGACCGCCCCAUCUCCCGCGCCGGCCGGAUCAUCGGCAUGAAGAAGACGCUCGUCUUCCACGCCGGCCGCGCUCCCAAGGGCCAGCGCACCAACUGGGUCAUGCACGAGUACCGCCUCCACGACGCCCACCUCGCCGCCGCCGCCCUCCCACAGGUGGCCGUUCUGAGUCGCCCACCUCCGAUUUGUGAGUAUUUGACUGUGCUGCCGCCGCUCACCCCCUUUCUUUUUUCUUCUCUUCUCCAGGAUGGGUUUGUGGUCUGUCGGAUAUUUCAGAAGAGGGGGCCGGGGCCGCAGAACGGCGCCCAGUACGGGGCGCCGCUGCCGGUGGAAGACGAGUGGGACGAGAGCGAGCUGCCGGCUAUCAAGGAGGAGUGUGGAGGAGAGGGCAGCGACUCGAUCGUCUUCAGCAAUCCCCUGCCGGCGGAGAUCGGCGAUGAUGAUGAUGAUCUGGUCCGUGCCCUAAUUGGGGAGAUUCUUUCUCUUUCUAUUUCUCUUUCUCCGCCAUGA